AUGGAAGAUGUUGGAGUGCUUCGUGCUAUUACCAAUCUCUCAUCUAGCAAACUCAGGGAAAGAAAUCAUGCAUUAGAUGAGUUGACAUCUACUUUGAAACAAGCUCCCGAAUCGAUACCGACCAAACUGCUACCGCAAGUCGUACAAGCGCUCAUUGAAUGGCUAGACUCUGAGCAUCGUAAAUAUAAUGCUGUAUUAUCAGAAUUCAACGAUUCGCAGCCCACCAGAUUGCUACCUGUUGAAAACAGACUUUCGUCCAUCGCAUACGUGCUAAGAUUACUUAUAGAGAAGACAUGUUCAAAGUUUAAAUUGAAAACGUUAAAACUGCUUUUGGCCAUUUUGCCGGAACUGAUGAUAAAAGAAGGAUCUGAAGUGCUUCUGGAACCGAUUUCUGUGCAUUUAACAUUUUCGUUACUUGCAUUGGUGAACAGUGAGUUAUUCCAUCUUAAAGUUGCCCUGCGACAGUGGAUAUCUUUGGUUGCAACAACUUGCACAUAUUUGGAAGCACAAUUUAAAAUAUCCGUCACUGAUAGAAAUGUUUCAAAUUUACUUUCCAUUUUAAAAAACCUAAUAUCUAUUGAUACAAUUGGAUUGUAUCAGGUCUCGUUAACAGUCCAUCAGACUAUUUUGACAUACUUGAAAGUGAGUAUGAGGCAAACAGUUAAUACUAAAUUAGUUAUAAGCAUCAUUAAUGAACUUAUUUUGAAAACUCACUGCAAAAAUAUUCUGUGGACAAGAAUCCUAAUAAGAGAAACAUGGAAACACAUAGUCGAAAUUGAUAUAGCCAAUAAUGAAUCUAUACAAGAUGAGCUAUGCUUAUUUGACAUUUACAGCAGUGAACUGAUAAGGGGACGGCUGCCAGAAAUGGUCGGCCAUGGAGAAUCUGAAGUUGAGCACUUUGAUCCAUCUGUUUCAAUUCCAAUCUGCCUUGAAUAUAUUUUAGCACGACUUUCAGCAUUCAAGGCUUCCACUUUAUCUUUAGAGCAACUCUCGUUUUGCUCAGCAGUUCGCAAAGAUGGGAAUUGGUUCGAAGGUGAACACUUUCAAUUGGAGCAAUCUAUGAAAUCUUUAGCAUGGUUUAGGUUGUUUGGAUUAACGAAACUGCUGAUUUCAUAUUUUGAGUUAGUAAAGAGCGGCCAAGAAACGGGUCAUAUUCUGAAGAGAAGAAAAUUCGACACUAAUUUGUCCGCCAUACUACGACUGUCAGAAAGCAUCGAUGAUUUCCUCAUCAAUUGCAUAGAAUCAGUAAAAGUUGAACAGAAACCAUUGAUAUUGCAAAUUCUUACUUUCUAUUCAAGUUUAAUUGACAUUGAUCCUAACAUAUUGAUCUUGCUUAAAGACGCAGUCUUUCAAAUGUUUGAACAUAUGGAACUAGUGCAUUGGGCCUGUCUAGCACUAAUGCCGAUAAUUACGCAAAAUUCACUAGAUUUCUCAAGUUGUGAUCUGGGUCGACUUUUCAAACUAGGUAUUCCGCUCCUCAAGCGUCAAGAUAUUUGUCAGAUGGUUUGCAUGUUGUUGGUCAGUGCUAUGAAGUACACCUCUAAAGCAGUGAUUGAGGAGAGUGUUCUAAAUCAAAUAUACGAUCUGUACGAGUUGUCUGAUCUCAGUGGUCCUAGCUUACUUUGUAAUGCAUCAUUGCUAUUUUGGCAAUGUCUUCAUCAUUACGGUAGGGAGUUCAAAUUUCGUGGUAAUAAGAGUGGAUUUGAUCGAAUAGUAGCUUGGUUGAAUUCCAAGUGGAACCAAGUGCUGAAUUUGAGUGAAACUCAAAAUAAUUUUCAUUUCUUCAUCGGUUGGCUGGCCAAUCGUUGCAAGUAUCAAGAUUUAAUCAGGGAAAAUUCCAAUUGUUAUGCGGAAGAUAGCUGCAAUAAAUUUGUCCCAAACGGCAAGCAACGUCAGACAGCCUGCUUUUACAACUAUGAGUAUUAUUCCUGGCGAAGUACUCAAGAGCAGAGAGAAGUCCUUCUUAUGAAUUCGUCACAGAUAAAGUCCCACAAGAAAUGUGGAGAGACAUUUCUUGCUUCCAACAUCACAAGCAACAGGAUGGUUCUCAAUGACAUUUUGUACCGGAUAUUAGGACUCAUAGAACCAGAAAGCUCUUUGUCGUCUUUGACAAAAUUGAAAUGGGUGAUCCAAAUUUCACGAGUGGUUAGUCAUAUAGCAUCCAACUCCUCAUAUCUGGAUUACAUCCAUGAUUUUAGAGGCGCAGCUGAGACUCUAAUGAGAUCCAUGCGUCUCGAAGAUAAAGAAUCUUACAACGCUUUUUUUAAGUUGAUUUUAUCUCCUGAUUUCUCUCAAGUUAAUAAUACAUUGUUUCAAAAGCUGAACAUGGAGCUAGUAAUGACAGAUUACAAAAGGCUGUUUUUCCACGAGAAAUGGGAGCUUCGGAGGGGAGUAAAUGACGUAGAUGAAAUGUUUGAAGUAGAAAGACUUGACAAUGGAAAUCAAAACGGGCAUGUAACAAAGACACAGGACCAUUGUAAUCUUUAUAUUGCAGUUGAGGCCUUCCUUUGUAUUAUCGAUAGUCAUGAGGAUCAACAAUAUACUUCCGGGUUAGAUAUAAUACUAAACUUUUUGGACGAUCUUGAUAGCGAUGAUAUUACAAAUGGGAUAGAAGCAACAGUUCGAUGGAUGGAAUCAACAAACUACUCAUGGCAUCAAAAAAGUUUAGAGCACUUCGUGCGAAUACUUGAUGAACACAUAUUGCAAACUAACCAUAGUAGCUCCGAUAGAGGAAUAUAUAUAUUAUGCUCCUUCAUUGGUUCUACUGGAAAAAUUUGGCUUGAAAAAAUCAAUACCUCACUCAAUUCUGACGCAAACGAUAUUUUGGAUUGGGUAUUGCUACGAUUUGAGGACGACUCGUUUUACAGUGUUGCCUCAAUAAGAAAGUUAGCUCAUCUGCUUUUACAUAUGCUCUCGUUUAACAAUCUCUCACGCUUUACAAAGGGCGGAAAGCAAAGAAUCUUCUAUGUUUUUUCUGAAUGUCUAAAAAAGCUAGAUAGAUCAGACCUGAUAAAUGAGCUGCCCGAAAUCUCGAAGUAUAUGUGCACACUUACCCAUAAGAACCAGGACAUCAUAUUUUCCGAAAUCAAGAUGCUCUUUGAGUUGCCCCAACAAAGUUUGGAAAUGUCUGCUUUUUAUUCGCUGAGCAUGUGCAAGAUGUCUCUGGUAUCUUACUCUAUCCUAAUAGCAUCACUAAAAGAGUCAAUGAGCUAUACUCAUUACAGCCAUACCAAAAUCUAUAUGUUACAUUCGUACAAUCAAUUACUCCCCCAUCUGAAUCUGAAGAACAUGAGAGAAUUAUUUGAGGUAUGCAAAAUCGAUAUAUUAUCAUUUUGGAUGGACAAGCCCAGCUGUAGAGGAGAAUGGCAGAGAGACCUUUGGGAUUUGGAUUUUUUUUGCUUCAACAAUAUGUCUUCACUUAUCGAAUCAUGUACCUCUCAAUUAGCAGCUCUUCAUUUCUCGAAAAAGCAAGACAAUUCCACACUGUGGGAGACUAUUAAGGCUAUUACAAAGAAGUCCGAGACGACGUUAUUUGAGGAAAGUUUCCAUUUGAUUCUUCCCCUCUCCUUCGUUCCAGGCGGCAUUGGCGAAGAUAUUUUACGCCUCUCCCAAUCUUUGUUGCGCUCCCCAUUGGGCAAACCUUCUACUCGUUUCAUUUUAUUAAAAUGGAUAUUAUAUUUUGUGGACUUUGGUUCUUCUUCGGAACUUGCUACACUUCUAGCUAAACUACAUCCCACGGUACCAUACAUAGGAGAUCUAUUUGCAGUUCAUACAUCAACCUGUCGUUAUCGAUUUCCACUUUAUGUACCCUUGAAGGAGGGAAUAGAUAUGGUAGAGAAUAGGUUGUGUGAGUUACCAUUGAGCAAAGGUGAAGUACAAUAUUCAAUAUUUUGGAUCUUGAGUGAAAUGAAUGAUAAAGUAUAUUUGGCAGAACGCCUCAGAUGUGUGAGACAGCUAAAAUUUCUCUUUAUAUUGUUUGAGGAUACCUUGCCUCAGUGCGACAUUUUUUUGGACAUGUUGUCAGAACUUUCGAAAUACUUAUCGGAGCUCGAUCUUCAUAGCGAAGUAAUGGGUCUAGUUGUAUGCCUGCUAAGGCUUGGUUACGUGAAUCGUCUUUUGACGACUAAUGCUCUUUGCAUCGUAUUUUCCUCUGUUCUUAUCUAUAUGAAGCGUUAUGACAAAGAAGUGAAUACAGCUUUCAAAAAUUUGUCAAAGGAGAUUCCAAAGUGGGCCUUACCGGAUUCUCGGAUUUGGAUGUUUUGUGAUGAUGUAAUUCAGGGGCGUCCCAUCUCUGACACUGUAUACAACAGCGAUCAUUUUAUCAAUGAGAAAAUAUGUCACUCAUCGAGGUUGGCUUUAUUAUCCUUGCUUUUCUCCCAUGCAGCAAGAUUCAGUCACUCGUAUGUAAAAGAAACUCCGUCUCGUCUCUCGGUGUUCAAUCUUUUGCAAUCAGAACUUCCUCCCGAUCACUUAUCAACAAAUUUUCGAUUAUGGUGUGCCUACUACCUGGCAUCAUUCGAAAACUCCGACAAAGUUGGAAGGGUCACUAUAGAUCUCAAGCCCAAAUCGGGUUGGAACUUUGAUGAUCUUUUUGAGAAUUUUGGGUCUCUUGAAUCUUUCUUCAUUCAAUUUUUCGACUUUUACGAAAGUCCUUGUAAAUUGUCUGCUCAGGCAAAGUUUUUGUGCAAGUCUCUUCUAUGUUUAACACUUGGUGAAUAUAGCAAGGGCAGAGGGCAGAAAGGACAUUUCCCACUUCAAUAUUAUGAUAAAUACAUCCCAUACUGCGUUCCAAUGUCGCAAAAUACGUUCACCAAGAUCCAUGCACUAACAACAAGUGCUCUCACCAUGAAAGAAUUUAUCGAGGUUCACUUUUUAAAUGCAACUAUCUCGUAUAGUUCUUGGAUCUCUCAAUUUGGUUUUGCCCUGAUCAAUUAUGCUUCCCUAAACCUACCUCAACUUCGAUUGUUUUCGCUUUUGCUAGAAGUCUCUCCGCAAUUUGCAGGAAAAUCCGUACCGAUACUGUUCAAUCUCAUUUUGUAUCAUGAUCAUAAGAUAGCGAUUGAGUGGAUGACAAGCAUGCUGGCCAAAAUGCAAGAGCUCUCGAAAACGUACGAAUUCAAAGAAAAAGUAACAUUAGCGCUGAGUGUUGUGAGCAUGUUGAGAUCGGGAUAUAGACGAAAUGAAAGAUAUAGCACGUUGGCUUAUGAAUCCCUUCCAUUGAGUCUAAUAUGCCAAAGUGCUCUUCUCUGCAACCAAGACAUCUUUGCUUAUAUGAUUUUUGAGGAAUUUUCGAUGGAUCGCCCUAGCGAUUUCGAUUCAAAAACCCUUGGUGCUAUUUAUGAGUCAAUCGGGGAUUCUGACUUAAAUGCCGGUCUUGCCGCCUCGCAUAAUAUAGCAGGUGCUUUGCAAUAUGUAAACAAAACCGAGCCAAAAAGUUGGAAAGCUUUUUUCCUCAACAAUGCCAAAUUUGAUUCAGUUUUUAACAGCCCUUCUGAAUUAGAACGAAUCAGUCUACUGAAAACGUCUGAAAGUCACGGGUUCUAUGGACUAAGUGCUUCUUUAGGGAAAGAUAUUAAAACAGUAGAGGGAAAUAAUUCCUACCGAUGGGCCCUUCAGUUAGGCGAUUGGAAUCUACCCGUCUCAGAACAUAUUGAUACAAAGGAAAAAGGACUUUACUCCGCUUUAAAGAAGGUACUUUUGAAAGCUGAUGUUCCAGUAAAGGUUCUGGAAGAUUCGAUGAUUGAUAUAGUCGAUAAAAGGAAAUAUUUUUUUAAUACACAAGAAUGGUUGGACACUUUGGCUCAGCUUGCUUCCCUUAGUAAUUAUGCCAGAAGUUUGGAAACUAUCAAGGAUGCCGUCGGUACGAUGAGAAAACAGCACGCCUUUGAUAACAAUAAAUUGACAAUCCUUGAGUUUGAAGACUAUGAGAUCAAUCUACAAUCUCGUUAUUUAUUUCUUAUGAUCCUUUCUUCUACAGAAUUCAAAGAGAGACGACUAGAUUCAAUCGCAUUAAAAACUCUUGGUGGUAUUGAACUCGCACAUUUCGUCAAACAUGCAGUUAGCAAUAAUGCAGGACAAGAUGCAUUACGCAAGUCAAUCCUUUUAGAUAAUCUGAUCCAAGAAUAUGCACACGAUCAUUUGACGAACCUUUCCCCAUGGAUUCUCGAGAGGCUUCAAAUAUAUGUUUGCGCGAGGGCCUUGUGGGAAUGUAAAGACUUCAAGACACCCAUCAUCAUGAUGCAAGGUCUAUUGCAACGUAAUCCAGAACAAAGUGACCACGGCGAAAAGAGUCCUUUCAGCUCUUUGAUCAAGAUACCAAACGAGGAAGUUCAAUCUCUUUUAGUUAAAUGGACCUCUGAAUCGCGUCUAGAGACGGCUUCCUCCAUAUUUGAGAAAUAUGUGGAAAACUUUACAACCCGUCUGACAGAUUUCGAUGUUUUGGCUGGUGCAUUUAACAUUUUAGGUGACUUUCUAAAUGCGCAAUUGACCAAACUACGUGACACUGGUGAGAUUGAGGAACGGAAAAAAAGAUGCGAUCGUGGCACGAUGGAAUCACAAGCAUUAGAAGCAAUAUACAAAAAUGAAAGUUUACCAAAAUGUGAAAGAAGAGACGCUGAAAGGCAUCUUGUCAAAGUUCGUGUACAACUCAACAGCGAUACCGAGAUACUGACUAGUCUCACAAAACAAAAAAUGGAAUUUGUUAAAAAAUCAUUACUAUUUUACAUCUAUAUUUUGAAAUUCACAAAUGUCUACGAUGACGAUGUGCGGGACAAACUUUGUGGACUAUGGUUCGAGCACGAUGAUAAUGAAGAUCUAAAUUCAUUACUUAAAAAGGAGAUCGGUAAUGUUCCACGUUGGAAAUUUUUGCCUUGGGUUAAUCAAAUAGCUUCCAAGUUGUCGAUGGAGGAUACAGAAUUCCAGAAAGCUCUUCAAUUGACAAUGAAACGUUUGCUUUAUAAGCAGCCAUACGAGUCUUUGUAUUCUGUGCUGAGUAUCAAAUUGUAUGGGAGGCAUUCUCAUACCUCUCCGGCAAAUAUUACCCAAAGAUUUGAAGCUGUCGAACGGAUUCUUCAGGAGUUAAAGGGCUAUGAUAGAGGCACGUAUUACUCGCAGUAUGUGCAGCCAUUAGAGGAAUUUUGUGUUAUGUCUGUUGCCUUCGCUACAACCGAGCUACUACCUGCCAUGAAAGAAUCCAAAAAGAUUCAUCUUUCAAGUUUGGGAAGCGGGGUAUACUGGAUGAAAACUUUGGGUCAGCAGAAAAUACCUCUGGCAACAAUGUGUGUCAAUUUCAGCAGUUCCGGCGGGAAAGAAGUACCUCGUCCAUAUAUUGUAUCAGUAAAAGAAACAGUGGACGUUUCCGCAACAGGAGUUUCUUUGCCUAAGAUAAUGACUUUUACGCUUUCGGAUGGUUCUGUGAAGAAGAUUUUGAUGAAAGGCAGUAAGGAUGAUCUACGUCAAGAUGCGAUUAUGGAACAGGUAUUUAAACAGGUGAAUAACAUUCUAAGAGCUGACAAACAAAUGCGCAAACUUGACUUGAAUAUAAAAACUUACGAGGUCAUUCCUUUGGGUCCUCAAGCCGGUAUAAUAGAAUUUGUAGCAAAUUCUGUUUCUUUAAAUUCCAUUCUAUCAACUCUUCAUACCGAUGAUUCCGUCACCUCGAAUGAAGCAAGAAGUGAGAUGAGAAAAGUACAAACGAAAUCCAAUUCUCAGAGGCUCGCUGUUUAUUUAAAACUAACAAAAGAAAUCAGGCCAAGAAUGAGAAAUUUUUUCUUCAAUUCCUUUUUCGAACCUUUAGAAUGGUUUGAGGCAAAGAAAUCAUAUACAAAGGGAACAGCAGUAGCAUCUAUUGUAGGAUACAUUCUAGGAUUGGGCGACAGGCAUUUAAAUAAUAUUUUGCUAGACAGACACAGCGGUAAACCAAUCCAUAUCGAUUUGGGAAUAGCAUUCGACCAAGGUAGAUUCCUAUCAAUACCAGAAUUGGUUCCCUUCAGGCUAACAAGAGAUAUUGUUGAUGGGUUUGGUGUCACAGGCGUUGAUGGUUUAUUUCGGAAAAGUUGCGAGCGAACUUAUUCUGUACUUCAAAAAAAUUACAACAAGGUAAUGCACGUUCUCAAUAUCCUGAAGUGGGAUCCAUUAUAUUCUUGGGUAGUUUCACCACUCAAAAAACAUAAGCAUCUUUUGGAAGAAGAUGGUGCGUUCUACAGUAGUUUGAAAAUGCAACUAGAUAAUUCCGAUAAAAUAAAAAAUACGGAGGAGGAAAAUCAAGAGUCUUACAGAGCAUUGAGAGGCGUCGAAGAGAAACUAAUUAAAAGUGGCCUAAGCGUAGAAGCUACCAUUCAAGAGUUAAUUCAACAAGCUUCUGAUCCUUGUAACUUAUCUAUAAUUUACAUGGGCUGGUCCCCAUUUUACUAA
Messenger RNA from Zygotorulaspora mrakii, 8412 nucleotides. It is a transcript of the gene TEL1, whose product is annotated as DNA-binding protein kinase TEL1. NCBI's taxonomy places the organism in Eukaryota, Fungi, Ascomycota, Saccharomycetes, Saccharomycetales, Saccharomycetaceae. Gene Ontology annotation, molecular function: protein binding; protein serine/threonine kinase activity. The transcript has a single exon. Gene Ontology annotation, biological process: DNA repair. The record is from RefSeq and is a predicted model, not a curated record. The coding region runs from base 1 to 8412 and encodes 2803 amino acids.